Triticum turgidum subsp. durum (durum wheat) is the source of this 201-nucleotide messenger RNA. The record is from the annotation of a GenBank genome assembly. Lineage: Eukaryota; Viridiplantae; Streptophyta; Magnoliopsida; Poales; Poaceae.
AUGGCAAAUAAUAGCAUUCUCCAAGUCUUUGUUGUUUUUCUCAUUGCGCAAGUCUGCUUGCUCAUGAUGAUUGCAGCACAGGUAGCACAGGCAGCCGGCAGGCUUAUGGGAUACAACCCAGUUUGCUGCCCUAGGGACAUCUAUUGUUGUGGGCUCGGUGGCGUGAUGGCCAAUGGAACCGCAUCCUCCAUGAAGCCUUGA